Molecule: messenger RNA, 3042 nt
Organism: Penicillium chermesinum
Lineage: Eukaryota; Fungi; Ascomycota; Eurotiomycetes; Eurotiales; Aspergillaceae
Product: sodium/calcium exchanger protein
Exons: 2
Coding region: 1-3042 (1013 amino acids)
Biological process (GO): monoatomic cation transport; transmembrane transport; intracellular calcium ion homeostasis
Cellular component (GO): membrane
Molecular function (GO): monoatomic cation transmembrane transporter activity
Source: RefSeq, a predicted model, not a curated record
AUGAAUUCCUUCGCAACUAUCCUGCAGCCCGCAGCCCGCAAAGGGCCUCGGUAUUCAAUACGACCAUUCUGCGCCACCAUAAUCGUAUUGACAGUCCUUACCACUCUCAGCUGGGUAUUGCAUACGAGGAAUGGACGGAUAGUCGCGGGUGCGACCAACUCGUUAUUGACUAAACGGGAGAACGAGCCGCAGUGCCGUCUUGUCCGCAACGCUGAAGACCAAUGUACCUUCGUUCGUGAGAACUGCCCCGACCACGAAGAUGGCCUGAUUUCUUACCUCCAACUCUACUACUGCUCCCUCGCCGAUGCGAAGCCGUUCGCCUUUAUCAUCUUAAUCCUAUGGCUAUCUCUUUUAUUCAGCACCAUUGGAAUUGCGGCUAGUGACUUCUUAUGCAUUGACCUAAGUACGCUAGCAAGCAUCUUGGGGUUGAGUGAAAGCCUGACGGGUGUGACGUUCCUGGCCUUCGGAAAUGGAAGCCCAGAUGUAUUCUCUACAUUUGCGGCCAUGCGGUCUAAUAGCGGGAGCUUGGCUAUUGGAGAGCUGAUCGGUGCAGCAAGUUUCAUCACUUCAGUUGUUGCCGGUUCCAUGGCCUUGGUUCGGCCGUUCAAAGUUGCGCGACGCAGCUUUGUCCGGGACGUGGGCUACUUUAUCGUAGCUGUUAGCUUUAGUAUGGUUCUUUUAGCCGAUGGGCAUCUUCAUGCAUGGGAGUCAGCGGCAAUGGUCGGGCUUUAUGUGUUUUAUGUCGUGAUGGUAGUCGGGUGGCACUGGUUCCUUGUCCGGCGUCGCCGGAAGUAUGAGAGGGACCUCGCUGCAAGAACGCACUUCCACAUCCCAGACAAUCAAGAGCUGGAAGUUGGACCGCCCGUCGAGGAUGAUGACCCCGGGGUAGCCUCGGAGUCACGAAGCUUGCUCCUUGGGGCGUCGACUGACGAUUUUGAUGUGCUGGAACGCGCUGACGGGAUGGCAGCUUGGAAGCAGGAUGAGGAGGAAGAUGAUGAAACCCGAAACAGAUACCUUGCUGAGAUUCGCGACAAUAUGCACGUUCGCCGGCCUCCCAAUCAUUCCAGGCGGAACACUAUGAAUCCCAUUCGGCCCAGUCUGGUUGGGGCUCUGGAAUUCCAGUCUGUGCUCCAUUCACUCGAGAAGGCUCGAAGCACCAGUCACAAACCCACCAUUAGUCUGAGUAGCUACUCAGAUGAUGGAAACAAUAAUCAGCCUUUUGACACGCGCUCCAUCGCAUCGCACCCGCGUGCGAGCAGACCUGCGACAGACGACCGCUUGACACCGUCAAGCGCGGCAUCUCGAACCAGAGCUGUAUCGGCGAAUGAUGCAGAACGACUCAAAUUAGAUACAACGUUACUAGGCAUGCGGUCAGAACAGGCACCCCGUCUGACUGUGAGCCGACCUUCGAAUGAAGGGGGUAAAGGCCUGGCUCUGCCUCGUAUCGACACCGAUGUGAUGUUGACCGCAUCUCCAUCAUCCUCGGAGUUCCCGUCAGCAAACCUGAGCCCCGUGGCUCCACAAACGCCAAAUUUACUAGCCCCUCCAGGGUCGUUCAAUUCUCCGAACUAUAACACAGGUACUACUCAUGGGAGGUCUCCAGCCGCAGUGUCCCCCAAGGGUACAUGGAACAGCAUGCAAACCGGGCCCGAAAGUCCUGCGGUUCCAUUUCCCUCAUAUGUAGAUGAGCCAUCUGGUCCCUCGUCUCGCCCACCCAGCAGUCGUCUCCCGAAUCCUGCUUCUCUCCCCUCGGAGGCUCUCCUUUUUCAUGACGGUCUUGAUGAUAUUGAUCAUGACAAAGCGGCAUUCCGGAAUCCUUUCAAGCGGCUCUGGCCAUACUCUAUAUUCCCACCUCCUCAUCAGGUCGGCCGCACGCUCUUUCCCACGCUGGCAGGCUGGAAGUCAAAGGGCUUUAUUGGAAGAUCGAUUGGAAUUGUUGCCGCGCCAAGUGUGUUUUUUCUUACACUGACGAUCCCAGUGGUUGAGCCGCAAAAUUCCGAAUCUGCCGAACCGGAUCCAAUUCCGUCCGUCGUCAUCGAGCAACCCGAUGAUGAAGGUCAUAAUGCUCCGCCUGUGAGACUACCAGCCGAUAGCCCUGUCAUCACACCCCAGGGGCCUGAACAAGAGCAUGACUACCAGCUCUCACUGCCACAUCCCCAUAGGGGAGAAAGCACUCGCCCCCGUUGGGACUCGGAGCUUCCUGCAUUGGUACCCGAGGUCUCAGACGAUUCAUGCUUGCCGGCUAAAGACUGGAAUCGCUGGCUUGUUGGUAUUCAGCUGUUCACUGGUCCAUUCUUCUUUGUUCUCAUUGCCUGGACCGCCGUUGAUGAGGAUAAUGAUCCUCUCAACCUUCUCUUACCAUCCCUACUUUCUCUUCUUUUCUCCCUGGUGUGUCUUUCUUUCCUCAUUAUAUCAACCCGGCAUCGACCCUGGCACCAGCGGAGAAACCUCGAUCAUGAUUCACAAACAUCGGAAAGACCCAUCCGGUUUCUUUCCACCUCAUGGCGUUCUUUCCUCUCUCUUCUCGGAUUUCUUGUUGCGAUAUCUUGGAUCGCGACCAUUGCCACCGAAGUGGUGUCUGUUCUCAAGACGAUCGGAGUCAUUCUCAACAUAUCAGACUCCCUCCUUGGGCUCACGGUAUUUGCUGUGGGUAACUCGCUGGGUGAUCUCGUCGCCGAUAUUACUGUUGCCCGACUGGGAUAUCCUGUCAUGGCAUUGAGCGCUUGUUUUGGUGGCCCUAUGCUCAAUAUCCUCCUCGGAAUCGGGCUAGGUGGUUUAUACAUGAGUCUCAACGGAGGUAAGGGGCGAGGGCGUGAUGAGAUGCUCAGCGGACUGGCUGUAUCGGCCGAACGAGCAGCCUACAAGAUCACCAUUUCCAAGGUUCUGGUCAUUAGCGGUGCUACUUUGUUGAUGGUGUUGGUUGGCUUAUUGAUUGUCGUCCCUUUGAAUCACUGGAAGAUGGAUCGUACCAUUGGAUAUGGUUUGAUUGUGGUGUGGUGUUUGAGCACAGUGGGGAAUGUGAUUGCCGAACUUACCUCAUGA